UGGGCGCCGAUCUUCAUGCCGGCGGCAGCCCUCAAUCACAGCCUGCUGCGAGCGGCGGCCCUCUAUCCGAUCAUGCUGAACUCGACGCUGCCAGGGAUCCUGGAUAGCAUGAAACUUCCUUCCGCCCAGCGAUCCGGCUUCCACAUCAGCGACAUCCUUGAACUCAACAGUCACCACCAUCACCACCAACACCAGCAGCACCAAAACUCCGUCCACAGCAAGGAAUACUCGCAUCUUCAUCAACCGACCAGUGCCAGCAGUACUCCGUCCAACGUGGUCGAUCCAACGGCUUCCAGAGUUGAGCCGGUCGAGUACGCCACAGACGCAUCUCAAGAUCAGCCGGACGCCCAACAACCGCAUCAGUUGGGACAGUACAGCAGUGGUGGUGGUGGAGCGUCGUCCGGAAGUGGCUACAUUCCGUUACAAACUGUGGUCAAUCCACCGCCGGCUUAUGGAGAGUUGCCUUCGUACUAUCAUCAUCACGCGACGCAUCAUCUUUUUCACGGAGGAAGCGCAAGUUCUGCGGGGAGCGCAGGACCAGGUCAUCCAACGACGUUGGGGUCCAGAACGUGGUACUACGACACUAAUGGUACGGAUUAUGUUCCCGCCGUGAUCCAGCAGCACAUCGAAUCCGCCGGCGGUGCCCUCCACCAGCAGGUCAGCCCGGACAGCACAUCCCCGGUGGCCGCCGGCACGGAACUAUCCCCGUACACCACCACAACCAUCGGCGGAACCAACUACAACAUUCCAACGGCGGUCAUCGAGCAAUCGGACCGACUUGCGGCCGCCCUAGACGGUGGCCGCAGCACCGAUAGCAACAACAACAACGGUCACGCCACGUGCGACGGAGAAUCGCUGGACGAUAGCAUCGAGGUGGGGAAUUCCGGGGACGAUCGGCCUGGGAGCAAUGGGGAAGGAGGUGUCGGCGGGGGAAGUGGCCAACCCGGACAGAAGAAGCGCAAGCGGAGGAUUUUGUUCAACAAAACGCAGACUUACGAGCUGGAGCGACGGUUCAAGCAGACGCGGUACCUGUCGGCGCCGGAACGGGAACAUCUGGCCAGCAUGAUCAAUCUGUCGCCGACGCAGGUCAAAAUCUGGUUCCAAAACCAUCGGUACAAAACGAAGCGCGCCCAGACGGAAAAGAUGCCGGGCUUUGCGGGUCAUCACUUGCAGCAGCAGCAGCAGCACCAGGUUGGGACCUCCCCCAAGCGAAUCAACGUUCCGGUGCUGGUCCGGGAUGGGAAGCCAUGUUUGGGAUCGCAGACGAUGGCCCAGCAGCAGCAGCAGCAGCAUUUUCUUCCCGGAAGUUUGCACUCGCUGGUGGCGGCGACGGCGGCUGGAGCUGGAGGGCCGGAAUCGGUUGGGAUUGGGUACCAUCAUCAGCCGGCGGGAGGAGGGCAGGGGAUUAUGGGGAAUGGAGCGAGGUGGUGGCCGUAGGAG
Messenger RNA from Culex quinquefasciatus (southern house mosquito), 1440 nucleotides. RefSeq names its product homeobox protein vnd. Gene Ontology annotation, biological process: regulation of transcription by RNA polymerase II; cell differentiation. Gene Ontology annotation, molecular function: DNA-binding transcription factor activity, RNA polymerase II-specific; RNA polymerase II cis-regulatory region sequence-specific DNA binding. Gene Ontology annotation, cellular component: nucleus. The transcript is spliced from 3 exons. NCBI's taxonomy places the organism in Eukaryota, Metazoa, Arthropoda, Insecta, Diptera, Culicidae. Bases 16 to 1437 code for a protein of 473 amino acids. The record is from RefSeq and is a predicted model, not a curated record.